This is a messenger RNA of Heteronotia binoei (common prickly gecko), 1071 nucleotides long. RefSeq names its product bone morphogenetic protein 7-like. The record is from RefSeq and is a predicted model, not a curated record. Gene Ontology annotation, biological process: SMAD protein signal transduction. Gene Ontology annotation, cellular component: extracellular region. The transcript is spliced from 5 exons. Gene Ontology annotation, molecular function: cytokine activity; growth factor activity. Bases 1 to 1071 code for a protein of 356 amino acids. NCBI's taxonomy places the organism in Eukaryota, Metazoa, Chordata, Lepidosauria, Squamata, Gekkonidae.
AUGCCCCUUAAAGAAUCUUAUAUAUUUGAGCAAAUGGACGGAAGCCCGAUGAAGGGGGAACCAUGUAGCACGGGGACGGAGGUGUGCGCUCUGUGGGUGGGAGAACACUGGGAGCCCCGCACCUUCAUCAAAGUCCCGGCUGUCAAGUUCCAAGCCGUUCUCAGCUUGGAGUGGCUGGCCGAUCACGACCCACUUCCUAGAUCCGAAGCCUCUGCCAUUAAACUAGCCCUAGAAAAGUGGAGGUACUACCUAGAGGGAGUGAAGGAACCUUUCAAACUGUGGACAGACCACAAAAACCUAGCCGUCCUUAUUGCCACCCGCAACCUCAACAACAAACAAGUUAGCGUGUACCAAGUCCUGGACCAGCAGAACCUGGAAUCCCCGGAGGGAAAGAAACUGCUCUCUGCCAGAUUACUUGCUGUGCAUGGAUAUGGCUGGGAAGUCUUCAGCAUCACACAAGCGGUUCGCGACUGGACAGAAGAGGAAAGCAGCAACCAGGGCUUGCUGGUGACUGUGCAGGGUCUUGGCGGAGCAGUGCUGGAACCCGGCGCUGUGCAGUUUGCUUCUGGACGAGAUCACCAUGAGAGCAAGAAACCAAUGCUGGUUUUGUUCACCGAUGAUGGACGGCGGGGAGCAGCGUUGCCCACAAGCCCUUUUUCAGAUUUAGCCCUGCAGAACCCGGCCCUUCCUGUGGAAGUAGGAAUCCCUCAAAGCAACAGGACACGGGCCCCACGCUCAGCAGACGAGCAGCGGCUGCCUUGCCAGUUACGCCCGCUUUUGGUAGACUUUGAGGAGAUCGGAUGGAACGGCUGGAUCAUCUCUCCCCGCGGGUACAACGCCUUCCACUGCAGGGGUUCCUGCCCCUUCCCACUAGGGGAGAACAUGCGGCCCACCAACCACGCCACUGUCCAGUCCAUCAUUAAUGCGCUGAAGCUCAGUCAGGACGUCAGUGGGCCCUGCUGUGUGCCCGAUAAACUCUAUUCCAUCAAUCUGCUCUAUUUCGAUGACGAUGAAAAUGUGGUCUUGAAGCAGUACGAUGACAUGGUGGCUGGGAGCUGUGGCUGUCAUUGA